Cladophialophora psammophila CBS 110553 is the source of this 2517-nucleotide messenger RNA. RefSeq lists its product as uncharacterized. The transcript has a single exon. Gene Ontology annotation, cellular component: catalytic step 2 spliceosome; intracellular anatomical structure. NCBI's taxonomy places the organism in Eukaryota, Fungi, Ascomycota, Eurotiomycetes, Chaetothyriales, Herpotrichiellaceae. Gene Ontology annotation, molecular function: ATP binding; RNA binding. The coding region runs from base 1 to 2517 and encodes 838 amino acids. The record is from RefSeq and is a predicted model, not a curated record.
AUGCUGAUGAAAGGGACUAAGAGACCUGCAGAUGAGGCUUUCCCGCCGAAGUCUGCAUCUGUGGGAGACAAGUUGCAAAGUCAUCGAUCCACUGCCGCGCUGAAUGGUGCAACAGGUAGAAUCGUCAAUUUCGAGGACCGUGCAGCGAAGCAUGACAGUCGCAAGAGCGGCAGUAAACCCCCGAGUUUGAAGGAACGGGCGCGUCUUUUGCUACCCGCCAGAAGAAAAUUACCCAUUUAUGGCAACGCCAACGAGAUACGACAGAAAAUCAGAGAUCACGAUGUUCUGCUACUGGUCGGAGAAACAGGAUCGGGGAAGUCGACGCAGAUUCCGCAGUUCCUGGUGAAUGAACCCUGGUGCAAGAAGAAGCCCCGUGGAGGCGUCAAUGUUGGAGGAUGCAUUGCUAUCACGCAACCCCGAAGAGUUGCUGCGAUUUCCCUCGCCCGUCGCGUGGCGGAGGAGAUGGGCACGCCGCUCGGGAACUCCAGCCCUGCGUCUGAGGUCGGGUACUCUGUGCGGUUUGAGAACAGCACGAGUCCCUCGACGAGGAUCAAGUUUUUGACAGAGGGUAUGCUCCUCCAAGAAAUGCUGCGGGACCCUUGGUUGAAAGAGUACUCUGCCGUCGUGGUGGAUGAGGUCCACGAGCGAGGCGUCAAUGUGGAUUUGGUGUUGGGGUUUCUCAGGCGGAUGCAGGAUCUCAGGCAUAAGAAGGAUGGGAGGGGCGGUAUUGCACUCAAGGUCGUGGUCAUGAGUGCGACGGCAGACAUGGAGAAGAUUCUGCAUUUCUUUGACAUUAGCCACGGGACUCAUGAAAACCGCUCGAAUAUCAAUGGAGAGUCUCCUGAAGGAACAGAAGAUUCGCCCGGCUUCUCUAACGAUGAAAAUAGCCCUGAUGGAGAAAAUGGGAGCACUCAGACCGACUGCAAUGGUGUUGCCUCUUCAAAAGCAACAUCACUUUGCAUCAAAGGCCGUCAAUAUCCCGUGGCCGUCAACUAUACGUCAACCUCAGUUCCGGACGUUAUCGAUGCUGCAUAUCAGCGAAUACUGCAAAUCCACACGCAUACCCCUCUACCAGGCGACAUACUCGUGUUUCUCACUGGUCAAGAGACCGUGGAAUCUCUCCUCAGCCUUGUGAGUUCUUGGUCACAGUCGAUCCAAAAGGACCCCAAGCAGUCUGCGACGCUUCCCAGACUUCUCAUCCUUCCUCUCUACGCUGCUCUACCUUCGAAUAUGCAACAACGCGUCUUCCAGCCAACUCCCAGAUUCACACGCAAGAUCAUCUUAGCCACAAAUAUCGCCGAGACCAGUAUCACGGUUCCUGGGAUACGAUAUGUAAUCGACACAGGGAAAGCGAAACAGCGACUAUUUCGCCCUUCUCUAAAUCUAGAUACUCUUCUCACUGUGCCCAUCUCUCGUAGUUCCGCGAACCAGCGUUCUGGGCGAGCCGGGCGAGAUGCACCAGGAACAGCGUACCGAUUGUACACUGAGGCGGAUUUCUACCAGUUGACCCAGGACACUGAGCCAGAAAUCCUCCGCUGCGACCUCAGUCAGCUCGCUCUUACACUCAAAGCGCAUUCGAUCGACAAUUUGAGCGAAUUUCCAUUUCUAACCACACCGCCACGCAGGGCCCUGGAGAGGGCCAUGGUCCAUCUCCUUCAGCUCUCGGCAUUGGAUAAUUCGAGCGGGCAAAUCACAAGUCUCGGCCUCGAGAUGAGCAGGUUGCCUCUGCCUGCGAGCUUGGCAAGGGUGCUGCUUGCCAGCGCUGAGCCAGCGUACGACUGCGUCGAGCAGGUCGUUGACAUUGUUUCGGCGUUGAGUGUUGAGAACAUAUUCCUGAACAUCCACAACCGCCCAUCAUCUGCUUCGGCAUCUGGCGACUUGUUGGAGGCUACCUCGAAGCCAUCACCUAACCACAGUAACUCCGAUCUUGAAGAAGACUCCUCCGAGGCUCGUGCACAGCAAGCACGACGCGAACUCUUUCGACGUGAAGGUGACCACCUCACCCUCUUAGCCACUAUCCAGGCAUAUGUAGCAGAAAACACCGAUCGCCGGCGAUGGUGUGAAGAGCGGUACAUCUCGCACCGGGCAAUGAGCGGCGCGAUGGAUGUGAGGAAACAACUUACCGCGCUGAUGGAUCGAUACCGACGCAAGAGCGAGAGCGAGAGCGAGACACGGAAAGUUGAUCCGAUGCGGGAUCAUGACAAAACCACUCUAGCCACUCGCAUCCUCAAGUGCAUUCUGACAGGCUUCCACCCCAACGUUGCGCGGCUUUGCCCCGACGGGAGCUAUCGUACAGUACUCACGAACCAGCCUGUUUCAAUUCACCCAAGUAGCGUGUUGUUUUCUGUCCCUUCAUACAGCUCUGCAGAUCAAGGCGGUAGUGGCAGGGCCCAGCAGAGGAAGUAUGAAGGCAUCAUGUACAACGAAUUUGUGUACACGGGCACAAAGGCCUAUGCCCGUGGCGUGAGUGCGGUGGAGAUGGGAUGGAUGCGAGAAGUUCUGACCCCGCCAAUGUGA